AUGUCUGACCUAUCCGAUGUGGGCAGCGACUACUACGACUCCGACGAUGCGUCUAUGGUCGACGGCACGAACGACUCUGACUUCGAUGAUGAGCCCCUCCCGCAACCCAAGGGCAAGAACAAGAUUCGGGAGGUCGAGCACAAGAGCUACUCGACCGCGCAGCUGCAAGGACUGGUGGAGAACGACAUUAGCCAGGUAGCUAGUAUUGUCGGACUAGAGUCGCCCAUCGUCUCCAUUCUCCUGCGCCAUUUCAACUGGAACAGCGACCGCCUCAUUGAGAAGUUCCUCGACUCCGCCGCACUCGUCCUGCAGGACGCGGGCGAACCUACGCCGGACCCUGCGAGCCACAGCAUGGGCCCGCCACCCGCGAAGCGCAUCCGCCUCGACUCGCCGAGCGCGCCCGCCCAAUUUGUGUGCGGCGUAUGCUGCGACGACAGUCCUGCCGCAGUGUUCCGCCUGCGGUGCCAACAUGUGUUCUGCGAGCCAUGUUGGCAGGAGUACGUCUCAUCAAAGAUCAAAGACGAGGGUCAAUGCCUGUUCCGGUGCAUGCACGACGAGUGCCGUACCGUCGUCGACGGCCCAUCCGUCGCUAAGCUCGUCGAGCCAAGCGUGAACGAACGAUAUAAGGAGCUCGUCCGACAGUCGUACGUAGGGGCGCACCCACGCCUGCGCUUCUGUCCCCACCCUGGAUGCACGGAGACUGUCUCGUGUGCGUCUGGGACAGGAUCAUCCCUGCUCACGGAGGUGCCGACUGUGAAGUGCGGGAUGGAGCACGUCUUCUGCUUCGGGUGCGGAAUGGACUCUGACCACCGCCCGCUCACCUGCAAGCUCGUGAAGACGUGGCUGAAGAACGCGCGCGACGACGCGGGCACUUCGCAGUGGAUCAAGGCCAAUACGCGAACGUGCCCGAAGUGCGAGAACAACAUCGAGAAGAACGGAGGCUGCAACCGCAUCCUCUGCCGGCACUGCCAGUAUCAGUUCUGCUGGUUAUGCAUGAAGGACUGGAACGUGCACGGGUACAACAACGAGGUGUGCAACGUGUGGAAGGAGCCCGAGCCGGACGCGUCGUCCGCGGCGGCGAAGCAGAACCUCGAGAAGUGGCUCUUCUACUUCGACCGGUUCAACAACCACGAGCUGUCCGCGCGCCUCGACGAGGAGCUCUGCACGCGCACGGAGGAGAAGAUGGUCGAGUGGCAGGAGCGGAGCAAGAUGUCGUGGAUCGAGUCGACGUUUAUGCGCGACGCGGUUGAUGAGCUCACGCGCUGCCGCUCGACGCUGAAGUGGACGUAUGCGAUGGCCUACUUCCUCGUCGCGGGAAACCAGAAACAGAUCUUCGAGGAUGUCCAAGCUGAUCUGGAGAAGGCGGUGGAGGACCUCUCACAGCUGCUCGAGGAGCCCGUAGAGGCGGACAGCGUGAAGAGCAUCCGCCAGAGAAUGAUGGAUAAGACCGUAUACGUGCGCACACGGCACGAGAUCGUCCUGCGGGAUACCGCGGAAGGCCUGGCGGAGGGCCGGUGGGAGUGGAACACCACUUCGGAGUGAGCGCAGAGGCGAAGAACGUUAACAAUUACAUGAUACCCCCAGCCACGGUUGUACAGCAUUAAACGCCCGAAACAGUUCUAUAAGCACGAAAUAGAUUAUGC
Molecule: messenger RNA, 1643 nt
Organism: Trametes versicolor FP-101664 SS1
Lineage: Eukaryota; Fungi; Basidiomycota; Agaricomycetes; Polyporales; Polyporaceae
Exons: 8
Coding region: 1-1542 (513 amino acids)
Biological process (GO): positive regulation of proteasomal ubiquitin-dependent protein catabolic process; ubiquitin-dependent protein catabolic process; protein polyubiquitination
Cellular component (GO): cytoplasm; ubiquitin ligase complex
Molecular function (GO): zinc ion binding; ubiquitin conjugating enzyme binding; ubiquitin protein ligase activity
Source: RefSeq, a predicted model, not a curated record